UCAGGGUCAAGGCCAUGGACAUCUGGAACCACACCUCACUAUCAGACUUUAUCCUUUUGGGCCUGUUCAGCUACUCACCAUAUGACUUCUUCCUAUUUUCCCUUGUCCUUCUGGCCUCUGCUGCAGCCCUGGCCGGCAACAUCCUCUUCCUCCUGCUCACCCAGGCUGACAGGCGCCUGCACACCCCCAUGUACUUUUUUCUCAGCCAGCUCUCCAUCAUGGACCUGACCAUAAUGGGCGCAGUGGUGCCCAAGAUGGCAGCCAACUUCCUCUCGGGAAGUAAGUUCAUCUCUCGGGGUGGCUGUGCCACUCAGGUCUUCUUAGUGGUCACGGUAGCAGGGGCUGAGUGCUCCCUCCUGGCAGUCAUGGCCUAUGACAGGUAUGUGGCCGUGUGUCUCCCUCUGCGGUACCCUGUGCUCAUGAACUGGAAGGCCUGCUGCCUGAUGGCCUUGGCAUCCUGGAUGGGUGGAGUGGCUGACAGUGUGAUUGAUGUAGGGAUGGUCUUCAGCUUCCCCUACUGUGGCUCUCUCCAGGUGGACCACUUCUUCUGUGAGGUCCCUGCCGUGCUGCGUCUCUCUUGUGCAGACACAUCCCUCUUUGAGGACCUCAUCUAUGCUUGCUGCGUGAUCAUGCUGCUGCUGCCCCUGGGGGUCGUUGUGGCUUCCUAUGCCCGGAUCUUCAUGGCUGUAAUUAGCAUGACCUCCACUGAGGGGAAACAGAAGGCUCUGUCCACGUGCUCCUCCCACCUGGCUGUGGUGGGUCUUUACUAUGGGGGAACCAUAUUUAGCUACAUGCAGAGAGCCUCUGCUAGGACUCCAGUGGGGGACCGAGCCACCUCCAUCUUCUAUACCAUCCUCACCCCAAUGCUCAACCCACUCAUUUACAGCCUGAGGAACAAGGAGGUAAUGAGGGCCUUGAAGAAGAUGUGGAAGAUGCAGGGGAGAUAG
This is a messenger RNA of Bubalus bubalis (water buffalo), 947 nucleotides long. Its product is annotated as olfactory receptor 2M5-like. The transcript has a single exon. The record is from RefSeq and is a predicted model, not a curated record. Gene Ontology annotation, cellular component: membrane. Bases 15 to 947 code for a protein of 310 amino acids. NCBI's taxonomy places the organism in Eukaryota, Metazoa, Chordata, Mammalia, Artiodactyla, Bovidae. Gene Ontology annotation, biological process: G protein-coupled receptor signaling pathway. Gene Ontology annotation, molecular function: olfactory receptor activity; G protein-coupled receptor activity.